This is a messenger RNA of Laccaria bicolor S238N-H82, 1027 nucleotides long. Its product is annotated as ubiquitin. Gene Ontology annotation, biological process: modification-dependent protein catabolic process; protein ubiquitination. Gene Ontology annotation, cellular component: nucleus; cytoplasm. Lineage: Eukaryota; Fungi; Basidiomycota; Agaricomycetes; Agaricales; Hydnangiaceae. The record is from RefSeq and is a predicted model, not a curated record. Gene Ontology annotation, molecular function: protein tag activity; ubiquitin protein ligase binding. The transcript is spliced from 4 exons. Bases 36 to 953 code for a protein of 305 amino acids.
CCCACAACCAACCCUCAACAGUCAAGUUCACUAUCAUGCAAAUCUUCGUAAAGACCCUCACCGGAAAGACCAUUACUCUUGAGGUCGAAUCGUCCGACACUAUCGACAACGUCAAGGCAAAGAUCCAAGACAAGGAAGGUAUCCCUCCUGACCAGCAGCGGCUUAUCUUCGCCGGCAAACAACUUGAGGAUGGCCGUACCUUGUCCGACUACAAUAUUCAGAAAGAGUCGACCCUUCAUCUUGUUCUCCGCUUGCGCGGCGGCAUGCAGAUCUUCGUGAAGACGUUGACGGGCAAGACCAUUACAUUGGAGGUCGAAUCAUCUGACACGAUCGAUAAUGUCAAGGCCAAGAUUCAGGAUAAGGAAGGAAUUCCUCCUGAUCAGCAACGCCUCAUUUUUGCCGGCAAACAACUCGAGGAUGGUCGCACGCUCUCUGACUAUAACAUUCAGAAGGAGUCUACUUUACAUCUCGUCCUCCGCCUCCGCGGUGGCAUGCAGAUCUUCGUUAAGACUUUGACAGGGAAGACCAUCACGUUAGAGGUCGAGUCGUCGGAUACCAUCGAUAACGUCAAAGCGAAGAUCCAAGACAAGGAAGGAAUCCCUCCUGAUCAGCAGCGUCUCAUCUUUGCGGGCAAGCAGCUUGAAGAUGGUCGUACUUUGUCGGAUUACAACAUCCAAAAGGAGUCCACUCUUCAUUUGGUUUUGCGCCUGCGAGGUGGGAUGCAAAUCUUUGUGAAGACGCUUACUGGCAAGACUAUUACGUUGGAGGUGGAGUCUUCAGAUACCAUCGACAACGUUAAGGCCAAGAUUCAGGACAAAGAAGGGAUCCCUCCCGAUCAGCAACGCCUCAUCUUCGCUGGCAAACAGUUGGAGGAUGGCCGGACUCUUUCUGACUACAACAUUCAGAAGGAAAGCACCCUUCACCUGGUGUUGCGUCUUCGUGGAGGAAACUGAUUCUGUUGAGUCCGGUAGUUGUAUCAUACAUGUCAAUUUGUACGCCCAUUGAAAUCCAAUUCACUAUCAUAUAU